GUAAGAGCACCAUCCAAAGUAAAACUGUGUUUCUGAACAUCUUAGUAGGUGAACUGUUUGCUCAGAGAAAAAUAACCAUGUUAAAAUGCAGCUUACUUUUGUUUGGUUUUGGACUAAUAUUUAUUGGAAAGCCAGUUCGUACAGCAGGUGCAUCCUCUCAUCAGACAUCUAGACUUACAACAUUUGAAAUAAUUACCCCUCGAAGUUUGACAGGCAGGGAGCGACGCCACACAUAUUUACAUGAGGACCAUUCAGAUGAUAAUCGCUCUUAUUCCAUUCAAACUGCAAAUGGAACAUACAUCCUAAAGCUAAAGAAAAAUAAAAAGCUUGUUAGUGAAGAUUUUGUACUAUAUACAUACAGCAAAAAUGGGAAAUUGGAGGCUACCCAUUCAAAAAUCAAGACACACUGUUAUUAUCGUGGAGUUGUUGAAGGAGUUGCUGAUUCUAUGCUUGCUCUUAGUACAUGUGAUGGCCUUAGAGGAAUCCUUCACAUUGGUGGCAAACAGUAUGGAAUGGAGCCAGUUAACAUAUCCGCUACCUUUGAGCACCUAUUUUAUCCAUUAGAACAUGUUCAGCAAGAUCCUUUUCUGUGUGGUGUGCUGAAUGAUAACCUGCACCAGGAGAAGAGUGUGAAGAAUUCUCUCAGCUAUACAAAUGUUUUACACAGUACUUUCAGUAGGAAAAAACGAGCUGUGCUGCCACAGACAAGCUAUGUGGAGCUAUUUAUGGUUGUUGAUAAAAGCAGGUAUUUGCUGAAGAAGUCUGAUCCUGUAGCUGUGCAAAAGGAAACAAUUGAGCUGACUAAUUAUGUUGAUGGGAUGUAUGGUGCAUUGAACAUCCAGAUUGUUUUGAUUGGGCUAGAAAUCUGGUCAGAUAAAAAUCACAUAAAUGUAAUGGAUGGUUCAGCUGGAGAUGUACUAAAUAGAUUUGUUUCUUGGAGAGAAAAAAAUCUUCUUAAGCGAUCAAGAAAUGAUGUUAGCCACCUCAUAAUAGGGAGAGGUGCCUAUGGUGGGACAGUUGGAAUGGCUUUUGUAAGUACAGUCUGUUCUCAAGUCCAUGGAGGGUCCAUCAGCACUCUUAAUGAUAUCAAUGUGCUACGUCAUGCCACAGUAGUUGCACAUGAGCUGGGGCAUAAUCUUGGUAUGAAACAUGAUGAUGGAAGGUGCCCCACAUCCUACAUUAUGUACAGUAUAAAUAAUGCAUCCAAGAAUUUCAGCACUUGUAGUGCCAAUGAUUUUGAGAAUCUCAUUUUGAAUGGUGGAGGAAACUGUCUUAAAAAUGCUCCAAAACCAAGUGAUAUUUUCACAGAACCUGUCUGUGGCAAUAACGUGAUGGAUAAGAAUGAAGAAUGUGAUUGUGGCAAACCCCAGGAGUGUACUAAUCCUUGCUGUGAUGCUGCAACCUGCAAACUUAAGUCUGGAUCACAGUGUGCAGAAGGGCUGUGCUGUGAAAAUUGUAAGUUUAAAGUGGCAGGAGUGGAAUGUAGACCAAAAAUGAAUUUCUGUGAUCUACCUGAAUACUGCAAUGGGACAUACCCAUACUGCCCAGAUGAUGUAUAUAUCAUGAAUGGCUACCCAUGCAACAACAUGAAAGAAUAUUGCUAUAGUGGGGUUUGCCAGAAUUUUGAUUCACAGUGUGAAUCCAUCUACGGAAAAGGAGCAAGAAAAGCACCUGAUAUGUGUUUUGAAGUAGCCAACAUGAAGGGAGAUAGAUUUGGAAACUGUGGAAUGUCAGGUGGAAAGUACAAUAAAUGUCCCAUUGAGUAAGUGACCAGCAGACAUAGUCUGUGUGGCAAACUUCAGUGUACACCUGUCAGUCUUGAAAAUCUUCCUGGUUCUAGUGUUGUCAGCAAUCAAGAUGGUGUUUCAUGUGUGACUUCUGACUUUGAUCUAGGGUCAGAUAUCCC
Messenger RNA from Mauremys reevesii (Reeves's turtle), 1906 nucleotides. RefSeq names its product disintegrin and metalloproteinase domain-containing protein 9-like. The record is from RefSeq and is a predicted model, not a curated record. Gene Ontology annotation, molecular function: metalloendopeptidase activity. NCBI's taxonomy places the organism in Eukaryota, Metazoa, Chordata, Testudines, Geoemydidae. Gene Ontology annotation, cellular component: plasma membrane. The transcript is spliced from 16 exons. Bases 78 to 1766 code for a protein of 562 amino acids. Gene Ontology annotation, biological process: proteolysis.